AACUCUGCCAAAAUUCCAACUCAAGCAGCAAACCAACAAUUGCUUAGUUGACCAAACAAUUCCUCCACCAUGGCCAACAAUGCCAAUGCUGGAGCAGCCUUUGGGUUGGAGGACGUGCCGGAUUUGCCUGAAGCACCCACGGAACAGCCCAAGUACAACCGGGAUUACCAUCGUCUCUUCGUCAAAUUCAUGAGCUGGCUGCACAAGAGGACAUACACCAAGGCGCUCGCUUCCAACCUAAAUCCAACCUGCCGCUCCUCUACUCUUGAGCAAGAACAAGAAGGCUAUAUCCUUCUACAUGCCUCAAAGGUGCCACAUGGAAUGGAACCUCCGGCAAUCAACCAAGUCGAUCCUGUGAACGAAGUGGUCAAGGAAGUCAAGAAAGCGGAGACUCAACACCGCGGCAAGAAGUCCUGUGCCACCAGGGAUUUGACGGAAACCGAUAUCGCAAGGUGGUCCAUGAACUCUACGGCAAGGGAGCUUUGA
Messenger RNA from Seminavis robusta, 486 nucleotides. Lineage: Eukaryota; Bacillariophyta; Bacillariophyceae; Naviculales; Naviculaceae. The record is from the annotation of a GenBank genome assembly.